Molecule: messenger RNA, 507 nt
Organism: Clonostachys rhizophaga
Lineage: Eukaryota; Fungi; Ascomycota; Sordariomycetes; Hypocreales; Bionectriaceae
Source: the annotation of a GenBank genome assembly
AUGACUGGCGUGUCUCAAGGCGGCUCCACGAAGCCCAAGUCUGCGAAAGGGCAGACCCAACAUGUCACCUAUAUCAAGCGACACCCCUCUUUCACGCGAGAAGAGUUCUGGAAGUACUGGCAGACUGAGCAUGCACCAAGAGUUGCCCCUUUGGCCGCCCAUUUCAAUAUCAGCCGCUACCAGCAGAUCCAAGUCGGAGGCAAGAUCCUGCCAACCGACGCCGGGGCUGACGGUCCAUCUUCUACUGAGCUCGUUGAUUUUGAUGGCAUCGCGAUGUUCCUCUAUGAGUCGCCCGAGGCUCUGAUCGCCAUGCUUUCCCACCCUUACUAUGUUAAUGUUGUAGCCGUUGACGAGGCUCGUUUCAUCGAUAAGAGCGCUCCGGGAAAUGGCUUUGUUGCUAUGUUCGUCGGUACAAACAUCGAAGUUGUGGACAGAGCCGAGGAUGUGUGGGUUGGUGACCAGGAGCAACGCGAGAAGUUCCAGAAGCUCUUCAACUCCUAUCUGUAG